ACUGACUACUGUCAAACUUUGAACAAGUCAUCUGUCAAAUCGAGUAAAACAGCUCAACAGAAAAGAUUGAAUGGAUCGGCUUUAAAAGCAAAGUUUGUUUUGCUCUAAGUUAAGCACGUGAAAUUGGUCGUGUUGUGAAACAGACAGGAAAGCCUAUAUAUCCCACACUGAUUCGUAAGGUGAAGUUAAGAACAAAUAAUGUCAUUGAACACAAAAUUAGCUUUGCCCAUUGCUUUGGGCUUGUCCCUCGUGACUGUAACAGCAUUUGUGGCCUACUAUGUCCUCAAGAGAGAUGAAGAAGAAAACGAUAACAAGACAGUCAAGAUUACUAAAAUAAAUACAAUUGAAAUUCAUGUUCCUAAAAGCAUUGUUCCAGCUCUGAUUGGUCGCAAUGGCUCCAACAUUAAGGACCUUCAGAAGAAAUCUGGUGCACAGAUCCAUUUCAAAAAGUUCACCGACCAGGACUAUGAUGUGUGUGUAGUCAGAGGACGAGCUGACACUACUCAGCUGGCUGAAACUUUAAUACAUGACUUUAUCAAGCAACAGCCAACAAUUAUGUCAGAAAGUAUUACUGUGCCAAGCUGGUCUUGUGGGAGAAUAAUUGGAUCUGGAGGUGAGAACGUCAAUGAUAUUAGCCAUCGCAGUGGCGCUCGCGUCAAGGUCGAAAGUCCUAAAAGUACAGAUAAAGUUGCUGAGCAUCUAGUGACAUUCCGUGGUACCAAGGAACAGAUUGAAGUCGCCAAGAAACUUGUUGAGAACUGCAUAUCUUUAGAGCGGUGUAGACGGGAGAUAGAGCAGUCGAAGCGUCCGCCCCGGCACAGCUCGUCGCCCCCCUCCCCCUGCCCCUCGCCCGGCGACCGCGACGCGGACGCGGACGCACAAGGUGACGUCACGCACACGCGUGUCAAGUAUAAACGGCCUGAGACAACGGGACCCAGUAUCGAAGUGUACGUGUCGGCGGUUUCAUCUCCUUCCCGUUUCUGGGUGCAGUUCGUAGGGCCCCAGGUCGCUCAGCUUGACGACCUAGUCGCUCACAUGACCGAGUAUUACUCUAAGAAGGAGAACAGAGAAGCGCAUACCUUACGCCACGUGUCCGUUGGGCAAGUGGUGGCGGCGGUGUUCCGACACGACGGCCGCUGGUACCGGGCAAGGGUGCACGACAUCAGGCCUAACGAGUUCGAUUCAUCGCAACAGGUAGCCGACGUGUUCUAUCUGGACUACGGCGACAGCGAGUACGUGGCUACGCACGAGCUGUGCGAGCUAAGAGCGGACCUAUUAAGGCUGCGGUUCCAGGCCAUGGAGUGCUUCCUGGCUGGCGUCCGGCCCGCCAGCGGCGAGGAGGCCGUGUCUCCGUCUGGCCAGCGUUGGGACAAGUGGCAUCCACAGGCCGUCGAGAGGUUCGAAGAACUUACCCAGGUAGCGAGGUGGAAGGCCCUGGUCUCCCGGACCUGCACGUACAAGAAGACGGCGACCGCUGAAGGAGAGAAGGACAAAGAGAUACCUGGGAUCAAACUGUUCGAUGUUACUGAUGAGGGCGAGCUGGACGUGGGCGCGGUGCUGGUGGCGGAGGGGUGGGCGGUGGCGGGCCCCGCCCCCUCCCCGCGCCCCUCGCCCCCGCGCGGACACACCACGCCCUUCGGAGACCUCAGCAAGUCCAAAGUACUCAGUAUGACCGGCGGUGGUGGACGAUCAUCGUCCGUUCCAAAGGAUCACAAAGACGAUGGCAGCAAUGUGCUCACCGUUGAAGGCGAUGACUCCAAAGACAAAGACGGAAUAACAGCAUCGAAAUCACUAGCCUCCGGUCUUGAGAAGUCUGACCGCCAUCCGUUAUCGAUAUCGAACUUCGAUCUAUCGUAUCCCGACCCUUCGAGGAACAAACAACUGAACGGCUCCGAUGAUUUCUUGCACGGCGAGCGGCAAAAUAUCGAUAACGAAAUCACUAUCGAUACAUUAGUUCCGCCGUCUCCCCUCUCUAACGCUCCGAUACUGUCGAAAACGCUUCAAGACGAAUUCAAGGCCAACAUGAACCGAAUAGAUUCGCACCACAGUAAUCUCGAAAACCUCGGUAAGUCCGCUUUUGAAAAGUGAACCUUAACUCCGAUGUAUUACGUUAGUUUAUUGUAUGACUCGAAUUUAUGUAAACGUCUUAUGAGGCAUAAUACUGAAAUUGUAGUCGAUGUAUUUUCUGAUCCUUUUUCAUGUAGUUUUCAUACAAUAAUAUACGUAUUGGAAGCGAGUACAGAAAAACAAGAAGUCUGAAUAGUUAUUAAAUGAAAAUAAUCAUUUUUUCUAAAACAUUAUUAUUGUUAGUAGUUUUUUUUUGUAUCUAUAUCAUAUCUUCAAAUACAAAUACCUAAAGUGCGUUUUUUUUUUCAAUUAAAAAUUAUUUUCUGUUGCCUUUGUCUGUGCUAAUUCUAGUCAUAGACAAAACAAGAUGGCUUCUUCAUAUUUUUUUAAACUAAAACAUCUUGUUCUUCGCCUUAUUCGUACACUUGCCCACAAGACAUGCAUAUACUUAAUAUUUAUUUACGUAGUUUUUAGCGAUCAAUCCCUCCAACGAAAUCAUGUAAUUUAUUUUUUAACACGAAACUCAGAAAAUUCAUGUUUUUUUUUGUAUAAAAAUCACAUCUCAUUUUUUUUAAAAACACUUGUCAUUCAAAAUCUACCGGUCGAGAUUUCCUCCUGUGGUACUUACACUAGAAAGUUUGUGUAUAAAUCACAAAUGAUUAAAUCACAACCGAAUUUGACAAAAUUCGUCUUACGUCAAUAAUUUACACCUGAAAAAGAAUAUAGACGAUCUAUAAUUUUUAUCUCUCUGCUGGCAUUAGACUUUGGUUUCCUUUCACGCGCAUGCAGCUGCGGACCUGAAACUAGUACCAAAUGUCUUUUAACAACAAACAUGAAACCGGUAACACAAUCCUAAAAGUUAGAGAGAGAGAUAAAGAGAAAAUACUUUAUUGCACAACAAAACACAAUUUACAUUUAAAAACAGUCCACAAAUAGUUCACUUAUUGUAAAAUAGGCGGUCAUAUCGCUAAAAGCGAUCUCUUUCAGACAAACAGUUUUAUCUACAGAAUUUCUGGCAAAAAGAUCCUAACUGAUUUUUAUUGGAAAAAAGUACUUAAUUAUUUAUCUAUGUAUUACUUAAAUCCGGAAUCUCCAAACUACAUUUAAUACCUACUACAAAUAUGAAAUAUUUGAUUAGAAGACAUGUGACGUCAUUUGAGGCUACGAGCCAACCUUAGGUCGAUAAACAACGAUAAGCCACAAAUGACGUCAUACUUUAUGAUUAGCGUUAAAAACAAACAUUCAUUAGAUUUAAUUUAAAUUACACAGAAAUCAAUAAAAGUUUGAUUUUAUAUAUGUAUUAAUGUUGCUAUGUUCUAUGCUAAUCUUAAAAAGUAUAGGAACUUUGAUAUUGGUCAUUUUUUUAUUAUCUUUUUCGUACCAUACAGUUUCGAGUUUAUUAUAUAAUAUAAUUAGUUUAGUGUACAUGUGUAGUCUGUGAUCGUAAUUAACUAGUGUAGAUUCUUAAGCUCUAACUCCGCGGCUUGUUCAUAGUUUUAUAGUAUUAUUUUACUGGUUUUCUUGUUGUUACAAAUAGUCUAUAAGGUGAGCCCCAAUGUUGUAUUAUAAAUAUAAGUUCUGUAUAAUUAUUAGGAUUAAAGUGCAUAAUGAAAAUGAAAAAUCAUUAAUUAAAAAAAUACCUUAUUCGUUUGGGAAAUUGAGUGUAAUUUACAUCAGUACAGUAUAAGGGAAAUGAAAAAUUUUAUGGAAUCUCUGGAAAUGUUUUAGCACCUAGUUGAAAAGACCGAAAGUUGGCUCUGCGUACACUAAUGUCCAAAAUAAUGUUAAUAUUAAAUCUAAAAUCUCUAUUAAUUAGGUCUGAAAAGGUUUCUAUUAAUACCUUCAAAAUCAUAAUUGAUUUAAUAUAUCCAAUUGAUUUAUAAGAUUUUAUUGCAAAGAAUGUACGGACUACGCGUAAUGUUGGAUCGGUGCUUAAAAAGGUGCUAAGUAGGAAUGUCUUUUUGUCAGUAUAUUGUACAAAAUAUCUAUGUAUUGACGAUACACUUUAGGAAAAGUCUAUCGAAAAAUCAUAAAAAAAUCUAUCUAUCUAAAUAUCUAUAGCACCAGAGGGGAACUGCCAUAUGCUGAUGAUGAUUAUAAUGAUGAAUGAUAUAGGAAAAGAUAAUACUAAUAGAUUAUAUAAGCUACUGAAAUUGUGAACAUUAGUUAUCAUUUCAAUUUUAUACUUAAAAAAAGCGUCUAGCUGCUGUCAAUAGCAGAGGCGAUGACUACGUUUAAGACACAGGAAAAAACUUGUUUGUAUACAUAUAAAAUAUGUUCAUAGAUAAACUCUUUCGUCUUCAAUUUUUUUUCAUUAAAAACUCCGUGGUCAAAUUGACUGGGUUGCUUUAGGAAAAAUAAAAAAGUGCCAUACUAGUACAAAAUACUUUUUUUUUACAGUAACUAUUGGUUGUUGUUGAUUUUUAAGUGUAAGCUUUUCUUUAAUUUGUUGUUUUGUUCUGUAGAUAUGAAAUUUAGUUAUUGUAUUAUAAAUAAAUAAAUAAAUAAGAAAA
Molecule: messenger RNA, 4580 nt
Organism: Bombyx mori (domestic silkworm)
Lineage: Eukaryota; Metazoa; Arthropoda; Insecta; Lepidoptera; Bombycidae
Gene: papi
Product: tudor and KH domain-containing protein homolog
Exons: 13
Coding region: 199-2088 (629 amino acids)
Biological process (GO): piRNA processing; P granule organization; spermatogenesis
Cellular component (GO): P granule
Molecular function (GO): RNA binding
Source: RefSeq, a predicted model, not a curated record